CGCGUCUCGAUGCGGAUUGCAUCAUGGCGCCUGUGUACAUCUGAGCGCCAAUCACAGAGGCCCGGCGCGCCUAGCGAGGGGCUCGUCGGGCGCGCCGGCGAGAGGGGAUGUGAUGGAGCUGCUGCUGCCCCCCGAGCCCGCAGUCGAGGCGCCGAUGAGGACCAGGAUGUGUUUCCAGCGAGACCUGCUGGCGCUCAACCUCCGCUCGUCCCUCUCGGUCCUGAUCAUGUCUCCAGAGGCGCUCGGAUUCCUGUCUGCAGUUGGGGUCUUCGUGGUCCUGAUGGUGGUCCUCCUUCUAUACCUCAACAACAAGCUGUGUUUUGGAAACAUCGGCGAGCUGUCCCGCCUCGACGACUACCGAAAGAGCAAGGAUGUGCCAGGCAGCGAUUACCCUGACGGGGAUCUGCGUGGCUCUUCCUCGGAGAGCGAAGAUGACAUCCUGGGGAAAUACCAGGAGGCAGUCAGCCGGUCGCAGGGCAGCCGUGCCACCGAUGGGCGCCACCCGAAGGGAUACGUCUGGGAGACCCGGCAGAAGUACACGUCGCUGUCUGCAGAGUAUGACGGCUACAGCAGCGAGGCGUCCACCGAAGAUGUGAACUGCAUCCAGAGGAUGAGGAGGACACCCCCAUUAGACGAGCUGCAGCCUCCUCCCUAUCAGGACGAGGACGGGUCCCCUCGGCUCUCCUGCACCCCGUCAGACUUGGGGGACGGCAAGUGUGAGCUGUCCCACUGCAGCGACAGCCCCCGGCGCUCCUACGGCAAGUGUCCCAGUGAGGGCAGCGCUGGCCACGAGACCGAGAGCUACCUCAACAAGGGCUACGAAGAAGAUGUCCCCAGCGACAGCACGGCUGUCCUCAGCCCAGAGGAUAUGUCGGCCCGUGGAUCUGCUUCUUUGCUCCCGAAAUCCUUUGAGCCGGAGACAAUGGCAAAGUGUGGCACUCUGGACGUGGUGCUCGACUACGACUCCCAGGAACAACGGCUCAUAGUCACGGUGACAGCUGUGACAGACAUCUCCCCCCUGAGUCGGCUGGGGAACACCUCCUGGCAGGUCCACCUGGUCAUACUGCCCACAAAAAAGCAGCGGGCAAAGACUGGCAUCCAGAGGGGGCCGAGCCCCGUCUUCAUGGAGACGUUCAAGUUCAACCGAAUCGAGUCCGAGAUGAUCGGCAACUACGCGGUUCGCUUCCGCCUUUACAGCAUGCGACGCAUGAAGAAGGAGAAGGUGGUGGGCGAGAAGAUCUUCUACCUCACCAAGCUUAACCUGCAAGGCAAGAUGUCGGUGCCCGUUAUCCUGGAGCCUUGCUGCAGUCUCACGGGAUGCGAUUCCCAAAUGAGCAUGUCGGAAAUGUCCUGCAGUGAAAGCACCUCAUCAUGCCAGUCGCUGGCACAUGGUGCCACGCCGGAGAUCCUUGUCGGACUCAUCUACAAUGCCACCACUGGCAGACUCUCAGUAGAAGUCAUUAAAGGAAGCCACUUCAAAAACUUGGCAGCCAACCGACCACCCAAUGGGCUGUUCUGUUGUCUUAAGCACUUGAUAGGCGGACAGGUUUAUAUCAUCCGAGAUACCUACGUGAAGCUCACCCUGCUGAACUCCAUGGGGCAGGAGAUGUCCAAGUGCAAGACGUCGGUGCGGCGCGGCCAGCCCAACCCCGUCUACAAGGAGACGUUCAUCUUCCAGGUGGCGCUCUUCCAGCUGUCGGACGUGACUCUCAUUCUCUCCGUGUACAACAAGCGCAGCAUGAAGCGCAAGGAGAUGAUUGGCUGGAUCUCGCUGGGCCUCAACAGCUCGGGCGAGGAGGAGCUCGGCCACUGGACCGAGAUGAAGGAGUCCAAAGGGCAGCAAGUAUGCAGGUGGCACACACUACUGGAGUCCUAGGGUGUGGACUGAGGGGGGGUGCCACCUACUGGCCUUUUGUGUAUGUGUGUUUAGGGCACAACGACCGCGAUCCAAAGAAACGCUGGCUGCCGGACAAUGGCUCCUUGGGCGGGGCAAGGCGUGCGGAGCCACCCGCCGAAAGAGGAGCCCCAAUCUGUCCUGUCGAAAGUGGCAGCCUGUGCCCCUUCGUGAGGCCGCGCACAAUGCCGUUAUCUCUGCUGUGGGUAUCCCAGGGCACAGCCCGGGGCGCUUUUAUCUGAUAGAUUCAGCAGUUGGCGGAGGGGUCUGGGGUUGCGCCCUCGAUAAUGGCAGUUGGAAGUUUGCUUCCACUUAUUCCCCGGGCAGUUGAACCACAAAUGGGAGCGGGUAACAAAAAAAAAAACAAAACAUAACCUCUGCGGUAUGCCAGCUUCCUCACCCCUGUGUCCCUUGACCAGCUCGCGCUGCAGGUGCCACGUCCUGCCAACAUACAUCUGGGUGACCAGCAAGAUCAACUCGCCUUUAUGAGCAGCACAAUAAAAGGGGCGGGGCUGACACUUGGGAAUGGGGAGGAGCAGCCCCAGUCUAAUAGGCACCCUAAAGGGGGCGGGGCACCUCGAUGAGAGAGGUGCACCCCCAGUUUAAUAGGGGGGAGGGCAGCGUCAUUCUAAUCCACACCCUCAUGAGGGGCGGGGCAUCACCAGUCUAAUCGACACCUUAAUGGGGGGGGUGGGGCAUCACCACUUUAAUAGGCCCAAAUAGGGGAGGGGCUGCCCCACUUUACCAGCAUGAAGGAGCACAAGACCCCUAAUCUCUUAUCAGAACGGCCCCCCAAUGUAAGUCUCUACUGACUUUCGCACACAGUUGACGUGUCUUUAUGUUGAUUUAUAUAGCGCCUUUCACGUCUCAUUCACAAGGUGAGAUAUCAACGAAAGGGUUUGGUCUCAACGUUACGAAGCCUCUUGGCAGAUUUAGAACACAAAGGAGAUGACAGCACAGGUCAGUAGGCAUCGCAGCCCCUCACAGCGGGUCCAUCAUCGAGUACCACGAGGGGCAGACAGAAGCCAACGGCACCGGACACAGGAGAGCUAAAACUCUAAAACGUCUCGAGGUCGUCCCGCUGUGAUGACAGGGAGGGCACCUUGUGGAUGUCUAUGAGGUGGUCCGAGGUUUGAAGUCCCUGAUUGCAUUUAGGAAGAUGUGUGUCCCUCGGGUCUGGGGACAAAACCUGACGAUUGCUGUGAUGCCCUGAAAGCUCAUGGGGGCGCCGCUCUCUUCUGGGUCACGUGCAGAUGUUUGUAGUGGGCCGUGGCUGCCUCUCCUGGUGGGUGGGCUGGUAGAGAGCAGGUAGGACUUUAAGGAUCUUCAGACCUCCACUUGAAGUGGAUGGGACAGGCGAGCGUUAUUGGGGGGCCGGGCUGACCAUGUCCAGCAGUUUUCAGAUGAUUCUGAGGUAGGGACCUGCUGUGUCCAGGAGAGGACGAGAGCUAAAGAAAUCAAAGAUGUGGUCUGUAAGGGUGUGGUGUCCACAGGAGGCAGGCAGUAAGGCUGACAUUGUGAAAGGAUGUGAGGCCCCCCAAAAGACCCUCAGAGCAGGCCAGGAACAGAAGAGGUUCACCCCAAGGCAGCAGCCAGACCUUCACUGCCACUUGCAGGCUUCGGCCUAAGCGGGCCCCAGAAAUGGGCAGGUGGCUUUAGAAGGACUCAAAGGGUUAACGAGGGAGAGGAACGGUCGACUGUAAUCUUUAUAAAGUGAGAGUUUGUUCAGAAAGAUCGGAGAAAUAAAACAUAACGGGGAAGCAAAGAUGAGCCACGAAAGUGAAAAAGUCCCACAGCACGAGCCAUCCACCUAUCCUGAGCAUUGGGCAUGAGGCAGGACCAACAGCCUGCCAGUCCGUCGCUGGGCAUCAGGGGCCAAUAUGGCAUCGUCGACCCACAUGACCUGCAAAUCCACGUGGACACGGGAUGAACGUGCAAACUCUGGGACUUGAACCCUGGUCUCUUUAUUACGAGGCAGCAGUGCCACCACUGUGCCACCCCAACUUAAAUCCAAUAAAGCAGCUCAGUGCUCCACUUAUAAGGCAGAAGGAGGAGGAGGAGCCAGCAGCAGUGAUGUCAGCAUAGCCCCGCCUCAUAGGGCCCCGCCCAUGAAAGACAGGAAAUGGAAGCACACUUAAAGAGUCGGAAUAUCCACACCCAAAAAAAAAAAAAAUACAAAAUGAAGAUAAAUACAAAGGGUGGGGGGUGUCGGGACCCCUGGCUGUAACACAACA
Polypterus senegalus (gray bichir) is the source of this 4128-nucleotide messenger RNA. RefSeq names its product synaptotagmin-14-like. Bases 113 to 1876 code for a protein of 587 amino acids. The record is from RefSeq and is a predicted model, not a curated record. NCBI's taxonomy places the organism in Eukaryota, Metazoa, Chordata, Cladistia, Polypteriformes, Polypteridae. The transcript has 8 exons.